This is a messenger RNA of Fusarium graminearum PH-1, 2292 nucleotides long. RefSeq lists its product as uncharacterized. Gene Ontology annotation, biological process: rRNA processing. The transcript is spliced from 2 exons. The record is from RefSeq and is a predicted model, not a curated record. Gene Ontology annotation, cellular component: nucleus. Lineage: Eukaryota; Fungi; Ascomycota; Sordariomycetes; Hypocreales; Nectriaceae. Bases 1 to 2292 code for a protein of 763 amino acids.
AUGGCGACCUCAUCACCACCCGAUCUGCGGGUUCUUCUCCGCAAACUCAACGCUAUCAAGGAGCCUCAGCUUCUCCUUCAUGCGCUACCAUCUCUCAUCAACCAUGUGCUACACUGCAAAGAGGCCUUGUCAACGCCUGUAGACAUCAAGGCCAAGAAUGGCUCUUCUGAAGCCGCUACCCUCAUCCCCAAGCUCAAGUUGAAGAUCAGCAGCCUCUUGAUCGGGCGCACAACCCGUGAGUCUCGGUUCGUUGCCAUUGCUCUCAUCAAGACCAUGGUGGAUGUAGGUGGAUGGGAAGUCGUGCGAGAAUGCAAAGACUGGGCCAGCGGUCUUUUGGAUGUGAUCGAGAAAAAUGACCCAAUGGCUUCAAAGGAAUUGGCUAUUGUGACUCUUGCCCGUAUCUACAUCUUUGUUCAGCCAUAUCAAACUUUGUCUCGAGAGAUUGCUACGCCAAGUAUCCCGAGAUAUGUCACAGCCUGUCUCAAGCUCGUCAGCGCACCCCAGUCUGGAGAGAAGCUUCAGACACCUUUGUCUGUUAUUGAGACUAUUUGCGACACCCUCUCAGCUCUGGUCCCGCUCUACCCAACCACAGUUCGACCUUCCAGCUCCAAGCUCAAGAUCGCUGUCAAGCCUUAUCUCGCUCCUACGCAAUCAGACGAAAUUGUUAUUCCUCACACCCUGCAACGAGCUUCGCGAAAACUCGUCAUCUCGCUUCACCAUGUCGCAGCCAAGUCAGGAGGUAGUGACGAGUGGGCCAAGCUGAUUGACACUCUCCUGAAUGAAUUGCACUCUACUGCUGAUCAGGUUUUGAGAUCCGUUCAAGAAUCGUGGGAGGGAUCAAAUGGAUAUACUCGAUCGCAAGUCGGAGUUGACGGUGCACCAAAUGGAGGAGGCUCAUCUGCAAACGAGCUCCCCUCAUGGUCAGGUCUUGAGGCUGGCAGUGAACGUUUGAUUGGCUUGUUCCAAUAUCUUUCCGACUGUCUCAAAUACCCUACAAAGGUGCCUGUCACAAUACCUGCCAGCGCACUUAUUGAUGCUGCGUCCCGGCUAUUGCUUAUCGCUAGACUCUCGCCCAAGUCCCAAACAUGGGAGCAGGCCCUCCAGACCAAUGCUGCUAUUUCAAGGGACGAGAAGGAUAACCUCUGGGCAGCACUACCAGACAUUCACAUCUCUGCUCUGCACCUUAUCAAGGCUUUGUUCCAGCGUCUAGGACAAGAUUCAGUGGCCAUUGCUCCUGAGGCCCUUGACCAUAUCGUCCGAGUCUUCAAGUCGGGCAUCAACCUUCCCACCGUCCGAACGACCAGCUACACUGUCCUCAAGGAGAUCCUUACCAUCUCAGGUCCAACACUAUCAAAAUCCUCCGUCAGCAGCCUGGACCCUGUCUUUGGCGCUUGCUGUCGUGACUUGCAGCAGGAUGCUGGGUAUCUUAAGGAUAUCGAGAAGCAAGCGGCGUCUGGCACUGACAGCAAGAAGAACAGCAUCGCUGCCAAUGCUGAUCUCUUCCUCAACCCUCAGGUUAACGCUGUUGCCGUAAACACAUCUCUGGAGCUGGAGCACAAGGCCGCAGCUGUUGCUCUCCUACCCAUUAUUCUAUCACACCUACCACAGAGACACCUCAAGGCUGCCCUGCGAGGUCUUGUUGACCAGACAGCUAUUCUGACAAGCAACCGCGACGCCAUGGUCGCGAGCGUUCUCAACCCCUACAAGGACCAGCGAGGCCGAGUGUAUCCCAGCAUUCUUCCUCACCUUACUCAGCAAUUUCCUGAGGAUACAAGUCUUGAGAUCCUGCGCACCAACAUCCGUGCAGGUGCUCAGAGUUUGGCCGAGGGUGAGGAGCCGCUGGAGGCGCUCCCUGUUGAGGACGAGGAGGAUGAAGAAGAUGAGGAUCAGGAGAUGAAGGACAGCGAUGUCGACGAGGAAGAAAUGGUCCCUGAGAAGAAGGGUGACUUGUUCCAGCCCGGAACACUCCCCACAGCUCCACACGCCGAGAAGAACCUGCCCAUCCAAAGUAACCCCUUUGCUCCUAUCGAAAAGGCCAAUGCUUCAGAGAGCCAAAACGCCUUUGCGCGAGGAUCUUCACCGCCCAAGCGAAAGCACGAGGGCUCAGACUCUGCGCCUCCAAAGAGGCAGGUCUUGGAAAAGUCCUCGUCUCCUGACCGAGUACUCCCGGCACCUAUCCAAAGCGUUCCUGUUGUGGCUCAGGAAGUCGAAGAGGAGGACGAUGACGACGAUGAUGAGAGUGUUCAUCUGAAUAUGGAACUAGAAGACGACGACGAUGAUGAAGAGGAAUAG